Messenger RNA from Culex pipiens pallens (northern house mosquito), 3353 nucleotides. RefSeq lists its product as uncharacterized. Gene Ontology annotation, molecular function: N-acetyltransferase activity; acetyl-CoA binding. The record is from RefSeq and is a predicted model, not a curated record. Bases 97 to 990 code for a protein of 297 amino acids. NCBI's taxonomy places the organism in Eukaryota, Metazoa, Arthropoda, Insecta, Diptera, Culicidae. The transcript has 4 exons. Gene Ontology annotation, cellular component: cytoplasm. Gene Ontology annotation, biological process: protein acetylation.
UGCAAUCACGAGACGACCAGAUAUCGCGUCUGAGGUCGAUUCUCGAUCGAUCGUCUGUUCCGUUAGUAGUUUAUCAUCAGACUUGCGCGGGUAAACAUGGCAAUUCGAAAAGGAAGAAACUCUGCAGGAACAAAGGAUUGUAUCAGAUUUAAGAGCACGCUUCACAAUCGGCACACUGCAUCUACGAAUUACUUUUUCGUACUUCCUAUUCAUGAUAAAAAUAAGUAUUACAAGCAAUGUAACCGCCAACUUCAUUGCGAGUGGAAAAAAAUCCGAAAGGCUGAGUUGAAAAAACUGGAAACAACUGGUACAUUGCCCGAGUAUAUCAUUUUAAGUUCUGGAAAUUCCGAUCGAUGUAAGGUCAUUACGUACUGUUCCCUGUCAAAAAUUCCAUCCUGUGCCAAGCGCUGCUUAUUAGAAGUGAUCGUAAAAGACGAUGAAUGUUUUUAUUUAAAUAUGGAGAACGUGUUUAUUGCGACGAAGGAUCUGCAAGUCUUGAGUGUGAAAAUCAAAUAUGAUUUCUAUCAAAGUGGAUUUGUGCCUGGAACACGAAAGUACAAAAUUCUUGAUUAUGGUUUUUGUUACGAGGCGAGAGAAGAACUUCCCGAAAUGAUUAAAAAACUCAUUAUAACUACAAACCCGAAAGAAUGGAUAGCAAAAGAGCAAGAGAGGCUGAAUGAGGAUCUCUAUUAUCAGCGCCAGCAUUACUACUACUACUAUUAUUACAAUGAAGAUGAAGAUGACGAUUCAUACUAUCAAGAUCGCCUUGCUCGCAAACGAGUUUUGUACGAUGGACCACCCCCUCCAACUUCGAAGGAACCGUAUGUCGUUACACCAAUCCAUCACCAUCCAGAGCUUAAGGAGCAAUGUGUUCGCUUGAUUAAUUCUGAGUGGUCCAGAUCACGCAUGGCCCGAUUUUGGGGCUUUGAAUCGUCGACCGAUACGCUCCCAAUUACGCUUAUUUUAGGUAAGGUUUAUAACUCCAGGUAGUUGCCAAUUCUGUCGAAAUGUAAAUUUUAAUGAGCAGUAUAAAAAUUCAAGUAGGGGUGACAUUGGGUCUGGGGGGUGAGACUGGGUCAUACAAAUUUCAGCAUUUUUGUUUAAUACCCAUAUUGGCCAAACUCGUAUGGUUCGGUAAUAAGUGUGCCAAGUGUGUCUGAGCUGCAUGACAAUCGUCCGCCUGCGCCAUACACUUAAAUUUACCAGAUUAUUUUCCGAGUGGGAUCCUUAAUGAAUCAUCCCUAAGAACUCUAGGGGGGUGACACUUCGGUUAUGCCAGAGCUGGAAUCUCUAGCACGGAGCCAGAACCGAGCUGGAACCAAGGGGGUUGACACUCGAUCAUUCUGAAAUAAUUCUGGGUUAAUUCUGGAAUGAACGGAAUGACGAUGAUGAUUCAAGUGCGAAGUGAUCAAGUGCGGGUAAGAGAGUAACUGUCAUAAUAUUGCGCGUAUUCCCGAAAAAGCCACGCGGCAUACCAGCCUCGAAACGACGCGCCGCACUUUCAGCAAAUGCGCGCUGUCAAAUCCCAUUCUGCGCGUUUUGUUUUUGUUGGUCUUCUUCUUCGAAUUACAUGGCAUUGUUGCCGGGUAUGUUUUUUAUUGCACCAAAAGUGCAGAAAAUCGCUGGCAAUAGUGUCUGCGGCACAUUCUGAAAUGCCGUGCGGCGUGUACCUUUGAGCGAAACGGACAAUAUUUAUCUUUUUAAACCAAAACAUGUUGCGGUGCUCUGCAGCAUAGGGGGAUGGCGUCGCUUUUUUUUUUUUUUUUUUGAAAUUAAUUAUGUCUUUAUUGAACUUUCUUAUAAUAAUUACAUUUCUUUUACAUGCUAAGUGGUAUGGUCUAAUGCUCUUCAUCUUUGUUGUAUUUUUCGUUUUAUUAUUAACUGAUCACAUUUAUUUUAUUUGCUUCAAAUUGUUUUACAUUAUUGCAUUGAAUCGAAUACAUUUGGGUAAAAAAGAAAAAAAAAGUCACUUUAACAACUAAUCCUAACUUAAAACUAAAAAAAAUAAAUUCAUUGAAAUAUUCAAAAUCAUUAGAACGAGUAAACUACGAACUGUAUUUUAAGAUGAAUGUUCCAAGCGUUCUUACUUGUUCCUGACGAGUUUUGCAACCACGCAGUGUUGUUGUCACCUCAAUGAAAAUGUUCAAUAGUUCUUGUGGUGAAAACAGGUCACUACUGCCUUCACCCGUUGAUGUUGGUUGGUUUUCCCUCGGUUGCUGACUGAAGCCUGGAGGUGUUGUAUUCUCUGCAACUCUUUGCCGCUGAUUCAACGGCAAUGGCUGCAGAUUUGGAACCACUCGAACAGAUCCUGCUACUGGCGACGCCAAAGCAGGAAAAUCCACGUCCGUGUAUGCUGGUGGUGUUUUGCGACGAUUUGGUUGAUGCCUCGUCGUCACUUGCUGCCGAAUUUUUACAAACUCAGCUCGUUUUGGGCAGCUUCGAUUCUUGGUCGAAUGGUCGCCGCCGCAAUUGAAGCAUUUCGCUUCGCUGUUCUCGUUGAUUGUUUCGCAAGCUUGAGUUUUGUGCUCACCUCCACAGGUUGCACAACGACUCUUGAUGAAACAGUUCCUUCCACCAUGUCCAAACUGCAAACUGUUCGAACACUGUGUCACGUCACGGUGCACUGGACGAUAACGUUCCCAAGUCACGAUGAUGUUGAAAACUGCCCGAACUGCUUUCAGCUCAGACGGCGUUGUCGAUCCUUUCUCGAUAUGAACCAGGUAAGUUGAUCACGAUACUUGAUGUCCUUGUUGUGUCUCGUCAUCUUGAAGACUUCGAUCACGUUCAACUUCAGAGUUUUGAGCUCUUCUUUCAGCACACUCACAUCCAUGUCGUACAGGCCUCGGAGGACCUGUUUCAUGGGGCGUUUACCUGAAUCGUCAUGACUGUAGUAUUCAAUCUUUGUGUUGUUCAGGAAAUCCCGAACGUAGUAUUAAUCCUUUCUGGAAGGUAGCAGAAUUUUGAGUCCAUCAGCACACAAGCGAAUGGAAGCUCGUAAAGCACCAGAUUUGAUAAACCCGGUCAGCCACUUUCGCACCGAAUCCGAUGACGAUGUUUUCACAAAAAUGGGUGGCAACUUUUCCCGUCGUUCAAAUUCUUCCUUCUCGCUUACGUCCACAGGGAGGGUAGCGAACUGGUUUCCAGACGAACUUUGAGCGUCCUUGCUCAAACUGCCUGGCUUUGCAGGUAGCGCUUCGGCAUUCUUUAGCUUCUUCAAAUCUGCCGAUCCUGCUGGUGAGGACCGCCUCUUUUUCUUGCCGUGAGGCAUUUUUUGCACUUUUAAAGCACUUUUCAGGAGCUAAUAUUCAGGAGUACCUCACUGAUCGGUGGUCCACAAGGUAGUGGCUAUUUUA